CGGCGUCAGCGGCGCUUUGUUUCGAGUUUACAGUUUAAUAUUCGCGUCUCGCGCUAAAUGUUGUUAAUGGUGUUAAUUGUAGCAUUGCAGUUUUAAUUUUGUUCGUUUGUGUUUCGAGUGUGUUACUUGUUGUCAAGUUGUUGCUUGUGAUUGUUUUUAACGCGCUAAUUGUAGCAUUAAGAUGAGCGCCUUUGAGAUUACUGUAACGCCGUCGCGACUUAAGCAGAAGAAGCGCAUCGAAGGGCGCGAACCCGCCGUGGUGGUAAUGGCUCCAUUCUCAGCCAAGGCAAUUGUGCAAUUCGAGGAUGUGCCCGUUAGCAAAACUGCAAGGCGCUUUGUGCGUGUUAUCAAUCCCAGUGACGAGGAUAUUGAGGUAAAAGUAACAAAACCUAUUAAAGAGGAGCACAAUCUGAGCCUGGAGUGGAUGGAACACACUGUUCCUGCUCGCGAUGAGGUGAGCAUGGAGUUAGUGUGGAAUCCCCAGAUGGAUGUGGCAUGCAAGGAAACACUGCAGCUGCUGGACAAUCGUAACUUUCGCAAGGAAGUUAUGAUUAUUCUCAAAUCCAAAAGCAACCAGCCUGCAAGGACUACUCGCAAAUUUCCCACAGUCGGCAAGACGCUGCAACUCAAAUCGCCGACAAGCGGCAACAAGACCCACAAGAAUGUCCUUGCAGCUGCACAGCAAAAGAAACGCAUGUCCAGUGGACCGGUGGCCACAUCAACAGCUAACAAGUCAUCCUGGCGAAAUGGACCCGCUGCACGCCGGGCAUCCACAGUGCAAGCGCCACUGAGCGAGCGUAAUGUUUACAGAGCUGCGUCCUCCACCCGGGAUGCUCCUGAGGUGAAGCCCUUUGUUUCACCACAGCCUCGCAACUGCAAGGAGAAUGUCAGUCCUAUGACGCCGGGCAAUGUGUUCAAUUUGAUUGACAAAAUGCAAUUCACGCCGCUGGGCGAUGUGGCUUGUGGAUCAACGACAGCAACUGUUUUGCCAGAUAACCUUGCUGCCUGGCCAACUCCUACGCUUAACAUGAAUGCAACUCACACACAUAACACCAACGAGUUGCGUCCAAGGCGGCUUAACUCUGUGCUGGACGAGGAUCAGACUCCCUCAAACAAAACAUUUGAUGUGAAGCAUUCGGAAGCAAUGAACAUGUCCACAGACACCUUGGAUUGCUCGAUAAUUGCUCUAAACAGAACCACAACAAUUGUGCCGGCCACACACACACGUGCCUUGGCAUGCAUACGCGAGGAGGAUGGCAGUCCGCCCAAUUUGGCAACCCAGUCACCAGCCAAGAGCAAGGUUUAUGAUCUCAAGCGGGAUAUUAAUGUUGUGGGAUCGCCGCUGCGCAAGUACUCGGAAUCAAUGAAGAAUCUAUCGUUGUUAUCGCCACAAUCGAAGGUUGCUAUACAGGGAUCCAUGCCAAAUUUGAAUGAAAUGCUACCACUUCGUUCCAUUGAACAGAAUCGUUACUAUCAACAGCAGCAGCAGCACCAUCAACUGCAGCCGGCAGCGACGACAUGUCUCGAUAACUCCUGCUCCAGCGAGACGAGCAUUGUGUCCCAGCAUGAUGUGUUGUUCAAUCACUGUGAGAUCUUGGCUCAAUCUAGUCGCUGCAACAUACACGAGGUGGGCAAGAAAUUCCAAAAGAUCAACUCGAACCCCAACAAGGGCAAGGAAAUAACAAUGGAACCCGAAGUCACUAUCAGUGGGCACAAACGUCGCUCACAUGAACUCAGUUUCUCGGAUGCACCCAGCAACGAGUCUUUGCAUCGCAAUGAAACACUGGUCAUCUCACCGCCCAAACGACAAAGGUUUGAGGUCAGUAGCUUCUCGCCGGCCAAUGCCUCAGCGCGGGGCGUCAAGGCGUGGCCGCGUGCCCAGCCCAAGAAGUUUAAGUUGGCGCAAACGAUGUCGCUGUUAAAGAAGCCACCAACACCGCUCAGGACACGGGAACAACAACCAAUUAAACUGUAUGAUUCAGAUCUGUAUAUGCAAUUGUACAUUAAUCCGGAUCCCUUUGCUGCUAGCACAACUAUGGAUCCAUUUCUGGCAUCCACAAUGUAUCUCGAUGAACAGGCCGUGGAGCGGCAUCAGGCGGACUUUAAGAAAUGGUUAAAUGCAUUGGUUAGCAUUCCCGCAGAUCUCGAUGCGGAUAGCAAUAGCAAAAUAGAUGUGGGCAAGCUGUUUAACGAGGUGCGCAACAAGGAAUUAUCGCUGGCGCCGACGAAAGAAGUCCAGUCCAUGAAUUACUUGACCACAUUUCGCCUGGAGACACUGCGUCGCGCUGCUGUUGAAUUGUUCUUCAGCGAGGAGAUGCGUCUUCCCUGCUCCAAGGUUGCUGUAUAUGUCCAAAAGCAGGCGCUACGCAUUCGCAGUGAUCGCAACUUACAUCUGGAUGUGGUCAUGCAACGCACCAUUCUGGAGUUGUUGCUCUGCUUCAAUCCACUCUGGCUGCGUCUGGGCUUGGAGGUGGUGUUUGGCGAGAAGCUGCAUCUCAAUUCAAAUCGCGACAUUGUUGGCCUCAGCACUUUCAUUCUGAACCGCCUGUUUCGCAACAAGUUUGAGGAGCAAAAGUUCAGCAAGGCUUUUACUUUAACCGAGGAGUAUGCGGAGACAAUUAAGAAGCAUACGCUUCAGAAGAUUCUAUUCCUAUUGCUGUUUCUCGAUCAGGCCAAGCAGCGACGCAUCAUCAAGCACAAUCCGUGUCUGUUCGUCAAGAAGUCGCCCCACAAGGAAACCAAGGAUAUUCUGCUGCGCUUCUCCUCCGAGCUGAUAGCCAAUCUUGGCGACAUUACGCGAGAACUGCGUCGCAUGGGAUACGUGCUCCAGCACAAGCAGACUUUCCUUGAUGAGUUCGAUUAUGCCUUCAGCAAUCUGGCCGUGGAUCUGCGGGAUGGCGUUCGCCUCACUCGUGUCAUGGAGGUCAUCCUGCUGCGCGACGAUCUCACCCAGCAAUUGCGUGUUCCAGCCAUUUCCCGCCUGCAGCGCAUAUUCAAUGUGAAGCUUGCCUUGGGAGCCUUGCAAAAUGCCGACUUUCAGCUCAGCGGCGACAUCUCCGCUGCGGACAUUGUCGAUGGCUAUCGAGAGAAGACACUCUCCCUGCUCUGGCAGCUGUGCUACAAGUUCCGUUCACCCAAAUUCAAUGCGGCUGCACUAGUAUUGCAGACGUGGUGGCGUCGUCGCUGGCUUCAUGUUGUCAUUCGUCGUCGCAUUCGGGAUCGGGCAGCGAUACGUAUCCAGUCCGUUUUCCGUGGUCACCAGGCGCGCAAGUAUGUCGCAUUGUAUAGAGUGGAACGCCUGCAAGCCACCAUCGUGCUGCAGAAAUACACACGUCGCUAUCUGGCCCAGAAGCAUCUCUAUGAAAUGUAUCAAAAGAUUGUCCACAUUCAAGUCUGGUGGCGUGCCCAGCGCCUGGGUCGAUUGCUUCGCCAACAGUUUCUGCGUCUGCGUGAAUCGACAAUAUUCCUGCAGAGAAUUUGGCGACGACGCAUAUUCUCCAAGAAGCUGUUGGCUUACGUAGCCACAGCUCGUCUUCAACGUGAUCAAAUGCACCAAGCUGCUGCCUCCUGCAUUCAGAUGCAUUGGCGUGCCCGUCGCUGUGCCAUGAAACAACGUAGAAACUAUCUGCGACAACGACAGCUAAUCGUUUUUGUGCAGCAGAGCGUGAGGAAUAAGUGGAUGACGCAGCAAACCCGCCAGGAGUUCCUAAUUCUUCGCCAGUCAACGUUGAUCUUACAGAGACGCUAUCGCGCACGCCUUGAGAUGCUUAGGACACGUCAGAGCUUUACCCUUCAGCGUCGCAGUGUCAUAAUCCUGCAGCGUCAUUGGAGGGCAGCUCUUGAAAUGCGUAGGCAGCUCCAAAACUAUAGUUUAAUGAAGAGGAGUGCAGUGCUCAUCCAGACCAAAUAUCGAGCCCGUCUGCAGAUGCGGCAGCAACGUCACGAUUAUAUACAGCUGAAAAGUGCAACAAUUGUGUUGCAGCAACAUUAUCGAUCACGUCUGCAGAUGCUGCAAGUACAGCGUAGAUAUCUAAGGGAUCGUCAAUGUAUUAUCAACCUGCAACGACGAUGGAGAGCAACUCGAGAGAUGCGCCGUCAGUAUCGUUAUUAUCAGCAGUUGAAAAAUGUCACUAGAUUGCUGGAGCACAAACAUCUCGCCCGAAUACAGAUGCGACAGCAGCGCAAGGAUUUCAUUCAGCUGAAGGAUGCGGCUCUCGUGUUGCAAAGACAGUGGCGAGCACGGCAAUUGAUGCGGAUGCAGCGUAGUCAAUUCCAGCGUCUUCGACAUGCCGCUGUCAUUAUCCAACGUGGCUUCCGUGCCUUCAAAUCCAUGCGUUAUGUGAAUGCCAAGUAUCGUGGUACUAAAGCCGCCGUUUCUUGCCUACAAAUGCACUGGCGAAACUAUUUGCUUGGCAGAAGACAGCGACAGAAUUAUCUGCAACUACGUCAGGCAGCCCUAAUCCUGCAGAUUCGCUACCGUGCUCGACUGGCGAUGCGAAAACAGAGGGACAGUUUCCAGCAGCUGAGACUGGUGGCAAUCCAAAUGCAGCGUCGCUAUCGAGCUCAGUUGUCCAUGCGAGUGCAGCUGGCGGCAUAUCAUUACCAACGUGGACUUAUCGUGCAACUGCAACAACGAUAUCGGGCUCAGCUGGCCAUGAGAUCAGCACGCAGAAGUUAUCAGCGGCAACGUCAGGCUGCCACUCGCAUCCAGUUGUGGUGGCGUGGUCUGCAGGAGCUGCGAUUAGUUCGUCAAGGCUAUCAGCGAAUUCGCUCAUGUUCCAUAACCUUGCAGCGUAAAUGGCGUGCCACGUUGCAAGCACGACGACAGCGUCAGAUAUUCCUGGCAACGAUCGUCAAAGUUCGCUGCCUGCAGCGUUGCCUGCGCGCCAUGCUGCUCAUGAGGCAGCAGCGUCGUCAGUUUCUGCGUGAACGAGAGGCUGCCGUCGUUCUCCAGCGUCGUUAUCGAGCUCGUCAAGCUAUGCUCACUGCGAUGGCGCAGUUUCAACGUCUGAAAUCGGUCACCAUUUGGGUGCAACACAAAUUCCGUGCCACACAGAGUAUGCUUCAAAAGCGCUGCCAGUUUCAGCUGCUUCGCAAGAUUACAAUUCAUCUGCAGCAAAAGUUUCGUGGUAAACGUUUAAUGCUGGUACAGCAGAAACGUUUCCAGCUUUUGAGUCGAUGCACUGUGCAUUUCCAAAGCCAUGUGCGUGGCUAUCUUGCUCGCAAGCGUUUCCAGGCUCUAAUGACUCCCGAGAUGAUGGAACUUCUGCGCCAAAAACGGGCAGCCAAAGUGAUACAACGCUACUGGCGUGGCUAUCGCACACGCCGGCGACAACGACACGCCGGACUACUCGCCAUACGGCGGCGUCUUAUACAGCUUCGUCAAGACGCAACGGUCAUGAAUUCAGUACGCUCCAAGGUGCAGGACUCCGUGCGUAUUUUGCGUGGUCGCUUUAUUGCCUCCGAUGCGUUAACCGUCCUCAGUCAGCUAGAUCGUCUUUCGCGGACGGUACCCCACCUGCUAAUGUGGUGCUCCGAGUUCAUGUCGACCUUUUGUUAUGGCAUCAUGGCGCAGGCAAUUCGCUCGGAGGUUGACAAGCAGCUUAUCGAGCGGUGCAGUCGCAUUAUUCUCAAUCUGGCACGUUAUAACAGCACUACAGUGAAUACUUUCCAAGAGGGCGGACUGGUAACCAUUGCCCAGAUGCUUCUACGUUGGUGUGAUAAGGACAGUGAAAUCUUCAACACAUUAUGCACGCUUAUUUGGGUUUUUGCCCACUGUCCAAAGAAGCGAAGGAUCAUUCACAACUAUAUGACCAAUACAGAGGCCAUUUACAUGGUUCGUGAAACAAAGAAACUCGUUGCCCGCAAGGAAAAGAUGAAGCAGAAUGCACGCAAACCCAUUGUCCCUACAGUCAGUCGUUAUGGCCAACAAACUCCAUCCUUUUUGCCACGUUCCUUGCCGAGUCUAGAACCAGACUUUGGCAUCAUUCGGAGCAGUCCUUAUACAUUCAUAUCAUCAGUGUUUGCAUUUGAUACGAUUCUUUGCAAGCUGAAGAUUGAUCUUAUAUAGUUGAAUAGUACUACUUGGUUAAGUUAUGGAUCAGAGAGCUCAUUUUAAAUCUAUAGUUAAAUGUUCUGAACGUGUUUGCUUUAUGUUUUGUAUGUGCUGAUUGAUUCUUAAUGUUUUUUAAAUGAAAUGAAAAUAAACGAUACGUUUUUCUUAAUU
This is a messenger RNA of Drosophila innubila, 6226 nucleotides long. It is a transcript of the gene asp, whose product is annotated as protein abnormal spindle. The transcript is spliced from 6 exons. The record is from RefSeq and is a predicted model, not a curated record. Gene Ontology annotation, molecular function: protein binding. Lineage: Eukaryota; Metazoa; Arthropoda; Insecta; Diptera; Drosophilidae. Gene Ontology annotation, biological process: spindle organization; mitotic cell cycle; establishment of meiotic spindle localization. The coding region runs from base 182 to 6070 and encodes 1962 amino acids. Gene Ontology annotation, cellular component: spindle pole.